This is a messenger RNA of Plasmodium vivax (malaria parasite P. vivax), 1359 nucleotides long. RefSeq lists its product as hypothetical. Lineage: Eukaryota; Apicomplexa; Aconoidasida; Haemosporida; Plasmodiidae. The coding region runs from base 1 to 1359 and encodes 452 amino acids. The record is from RefSeq and is a predicted model, not a curated record. The transcript has a single exon.
AUGAACGACGAAGAAAAGGUCUUCUUCAAAUUCACGGAAAGUAAAAUUCUGCUAAGCGAGUUCUGCGAGGAGUAUGUGAAGGCAAAAAAAAAGGAAGAAAUUCUCACCCAGGAAAUAAACAAACUACAGCUAAAAAACUGCCAACUGGAAAAUGAAGUAGAGAAAUAUAAACAGCUAGUAAGUAACAUAGAAAGGAAAAAAGAAAAAGAAAUGGAAAAUCAAAAUUUCGAAUAUGAUAUUAAAAUAAAAAAAUUAGAAACAGAAAUGGACGUACUCAAUUCUUGUCUCACGAAGGAAAAAGAAAAUUACAACUUAAAAGCAACCGAACUUAUAGGACUCAAAUUGGAAAAUGAAAAAUACAAAUCCCAACUAAGUGACCGAAAGGAAAAUAAUACGCAAGAAAAGGAAAACAAAAAAAUGCUCACACAGAACAAUAUUAAUGUGCUUAAUAAAAUGUACGCAGAAAUUAAUCAAAAGGUGGAAGCCAUAAUGCAACAUCUACACGAUAGCAAAAGUAACAGACACGACAUUGAACAGAAGAUAAAAAAUUACCAAUCUAUGUUGAACGAAUAUUUAAAAAAAAUCACAGACACAAAUUUGAAAUGCGAAAAAUUUUUUAAAUUACAUAAAGAAGCGAAAUUUAAAAAUAUGCUCAACAAGUCAAAGAAAAAAGUUCUAAAAAGUAGGAUAGAAGAAUUACAAAAUGAAAACCAAGUCUUGUCCAACCAGGUUGAUGCCUUAAAAAAAAAUAUUCACCACAUGGACGCCGAGAAGACGCAAUACUAUUUAUUACUCAAAAAGGCAGAAAAAAAAAAUUUGUUUUUUUAUCAUAAAUUUAAGGAAAAAAAUGAUACCCAGGGUACUGAAAAGGGGCUGCCGCGCCAUCAGCUGGAUGACCACCGCCAUGAUGGCCCCAGGCGCUCCCACUCGUUUGAUACCCCAAAAAGGUCACCUCCUCAUCUUAAGAGACCAGAUCAAGUUAUACCCGACCACACAACUUCCACAAAUGGGAAAAGGAAUUCCUCUCAUCAUGGAAAUGGUGCUCUAACCCAAAAUGGCCCUCUCCCUUGGAAGCAAAAUUCAAAACAAAAAAACAGAAGCACGUCAAUUUAUAAGUACAGAGAUGUAGACAGAAACAAAUCAUACCGCGCAGACGAAUUUAACAUCAAAAAGGAAAGGAAGCGAAAGAAAAUCCUCUUCUUCUCGGACAACGAUCAUGAUAAAAGGCAAAAAAGGAAAAACGAAAUUUCGAACGAGAAAAACAGUGUGCAGUACAUAGACUUGAUAGUUAACUCGACAGACUUGCUUUCCAGUAAAGCCAGGCCCGCUGGAAACGCCCCUAGAACUGCACUAUGCUGA